AUGGAAAGCGGACUGGCUGAUGAGAAUGACGAACUACAGCGCAAAGUCCUCCAGAACACCUUGCAGGAGGUGGCCGCAAGAGAGCAGCUGGGCGACGGCAACUGCUGCGUCAUCUGCUUAGACGCUGUUAGCGAUGCUUGCGAACUGGUCCCCUGUGGACACGACAGCUUUGACUAUGUUUGCAUAUUGAACUGGCUCUAUGAUAAACCUCUGUGCCCUUUGUGUAAGAGAGGCGUUACCAAGGUGCACCGAGGACCCCCUGAACGCCGCGAAACGACUGUCAUUGAGCCCAAACCACAACGACCUGAACAGCCAUCUUCAACAAGGACAUAUUCUCAUCAAUCAUCGUUUCUUCGUCCUCGAAGGAGGACAGCGAGGAUCCCCAGGAUUACGGCCGAUGAUCUCGAUGCUGAAAGAAUCCAAGCACACCGGCGCGAUGUUUACUUACACAAGAGAUACUCCAAGCAUGUCGGCUCAAACAGGCUUUCUCUUUAUCGAGAACUGACACCAAGGCUGUUCUGCAACGACGAAGCUCUUGUUUCCCGUGCACGAAUGUGGAUUCGCCGCGAACUGCGAGUAUUUUCGUUUCUCAAUGCUGACGAAUCUGGCUCUUCUUCGUCUACGGGUCAACCAGGAGAUGCAAACCAAGCGCAGGCGCGGCGAAGAGCAAACAACGCUGAGUUCUUGUUGGAGUACUUGAUUGCAAUCUUGAAGACUGUGGAUAUCAUGGGCAGCGCCGGCCAGGCAGAGGACAUGCUGUCGGAAUUUCUUGGCCGAGACAACGCACGGCUGUUUUUGCAUGAGCUUCGGUCAUGGCUUAGGAGCCCAUUCACAAGACUAGAAGACUGGGAUCGAGCAGUACAGUACGAUCCAGUUGUGCCCAGAGAUCCGUCACCUGCUUCUUCUUCAGCCCCGGAGCCGGGACACAGGCAGCGUGGGCGUUCAUCCUUGACGCAACGCGGCCUGGACCGGCCUAGAGGAGAUUACUACAGGCCCGGGCCGGCUCAGCCUUACCGAGAAGAUGGGCGAAAACGGCGGCAUGAGCCUUAUAGGGCGGAGAGGCAAAGAAGGGAGAGGAGCGCUUGA
Messenger RNA from Trichoderma aggressivum f. europaeum, 1086 nucleotides. RefSeq lists its product as uncharacterized. Gene Ontology annotation, molecular function: ubiquitin protein ligase activity. Bases 1 to 1086 code for a protein of 361 amino acids. The record is from RefSeq and is a predicted model, not a curated record. Gene Ontology annotation, biological process: protein polyubiquitination; protein monoubiquitination. The transcript has a single exon. NCBI's taxonomy places the organism in Eukaryota, Fungi, Ascomycota, Sordariomycetes, Hypocreales, Hypocreaceae.